CAUAUUCUUUGACAGCUGCUAUGAGCAAACUGCAGAAACCGUGAAAAGCCGUGUUCGCAAUUUUUUUUAAUUUAGCUCAUCAAAUCAAAGUAUUAUUAAUCAUUAAUCACAUUCUAGUGUUAAACUAUAAAAUUUAAAUAUAUUUCCGCAAGUAUUCAAUUGCCUGCGGAAGUUUUAAUUGCACUUAAUUCAAACAAAAUAAAGAAGCCCCCACUAAUUCAACAAAGAAAAAGAAUAUAAGAUAAAAGAAAAAUGUCAGGCAUUGCUGUGGCUCGACUCGGUGAGGAAAGGAAAGCGUGGCGUAAGGAUCAUCCAUUCGGCUUCGUAGCUAGACCAACAAAAAAUCCCGAUGGAACAUUAAAUUUAAUGAUCUGGGAAUGUGCUAUUCCCGGAAAGAAGGGGACUCCGUGGGAAGGAGGUUUGUAUAAACUUCGUAUGAUUUUCAAAGACGAUUACCCAACAAGUCCACCAAAAUGCAAAUUUGAGCCGCCACUUUUCCAUCCAAAUGUGUAUCCAUCCGGUACAGUUUGCUUAUCAUUAUUGGACGAAGAAAAAGAUUGGCGUCCAGCAAUUACCAUUAAACAAAUUCUUUUAGGUAUCCAAGACCUACUAAAUGAGCCUAAUAUUAAGGAUCCCGCGCAAGCUGAAGCUUAUACAAUUUAUUGUCAAAACCGCUUGGAAUAUGAGAAACGUGUCCGAGCACAAGCCAGAGCUAUGGCUGCUACAGAAUAAUAAAAUAAAUAUAUAUUUUAAACAUUCAAAAUACAUUUAAUUUGAAGAGGAGAGUAUUCCUUUAAUGUCAAAGCACUACUCUAAAGCGAAACAUAUUAAAUUUAUAUAAAAUUAAAAAAAUUAAAAAUAAUAUUAAUUAAAAAAAAAAACAAAACAACAAAAAUAUACAGAUACAUACCCUUAAUUCUUGAUGUUUAAAUUGUACUGACAAAAACAACAACUGCAACAAAUACAAAAACAAAAGCUAAAAUAAAUAAAAACAACAAACAUUAAAUUCAA
Molecule: messenger RNA, 1011 nt
Organism: Eupeodes corollae
Lineage: Eukaryota; Metazoa; Arthropoda; Insecta; Diptera; Syrphidae
Gene: lwr
Product: SUMO-conjugating enzyme UBC9-B
Exons: 4
Coding region: 253-732 (159 amino acids)
Biological process (GO): protein sumoylation
Cellular component (GO): nucleus
Molecular function (GO): SUMO conjugating enzyme activity
Source: RefSeq, a predicted model, not a curated record